AUGGCUCCCAAACGUGAACAAGAAUCUGCCCUCUUGAACCCUAUGGUCGAAGGCCACGAAGACACGGAUGAAGACUCAGAGUCCUUCCAUUACCCCCCUCCUCGAAGACGGCGUUGCUCAGCAUGUAGAUGCUUCGGAUUGGUAUUCUCCCUCCUCUCUGUCGUCUUCAUCUCAGCUAUUGCUGGUGCUUGGAUCUCAAUGGCAUAUAUCGAGAUCGACCAAACAUGUGCUAUGCACACAACAAAAUGGUCACCGCUCUUCAAAGACGUUCAGAUAAAGUACCACGAACAACAAUUCGACGGGCAUUUCAUGGAAGAGAAUGAAUUCCGCAAGAAUGGUUCUGCCGAGGUCGAUAAAGCUUGGGAGUCACUAGGAGUUGACUAUCGACCUGGUGUCAUAUCUUACAAGGACGGCAUUGCCAGUGGCCUCACUGAUGCUCACGUUCAAAUCAAUCCCAAACAUGGCGGCGGUUUCAUCGUCAAUGUUGAGGGCAUGCAUCAUCUUCACUGUCUGAAUAUGAUCCGCAAGAGUCUGUACUUCAAUUAUGAUCACUACAAAGCUCUCGGUGGGCAUGCAUUCAAGAACGACGGCGAAAUCUUCCGUCUCCACCUCACACACUGUCUUGAUACCAUCCGCCAAGUUCUCAUGUGUAACGUCGAUACCGCCGUCCUCGGGCAGGUCUGGCACGACAAGAAAGACCCUAGCGCGUUCCCCGACUUCAACACCAAGCACACCUGCAAGAACUACGACGAUGUGAGGGAGUGGGCGAAGAGGCUACAGGCUCCUCCUGCUGAGACAAUGCCUGGAGAUUUCCUUGGCAUUCCAAAGCCGGAAGACAUCCUUGAAUAUACUCCAUAA
This is a messenger RNA of Fusarium sp. VM40, 858 nucleotides long. NCBI's taxonomy places the organism in Eukaryota, Fungi, Ascomycota, Sordariomycetes, Hypocreales, Nectriaceae. The record is from the annotation of a GenBank genome assembly.